UCCUCUUGUUAGACAUUGUAAACUGCGUCACCUUGUAGUUAGUCUGCUACUGUAUAUAAUGGACGAACAUAUUAUUCUGUAACGGACUUUACUUAUUACUUUUUGAUGUGUGGGUUAUUGAAAUAUGCAUUACCAUAAAUGAUGUAUUCUUGCAUAGUCUUAAUGCGUUUUUUGUAUAUGAUUUUGGGUAGUUGACUGCGUAGUUUUUUUACUAUUCUUUUACCAAAAUAUCAGCUUAGAAGACAUUUGUCAUUUUUUUUUUAUUUUUCCUAUUUGAAUUUUGAGAAAGUGAAUUCUUUUGCUCAUUAUUAUCUAAAGGUAGUGGAAACACCUGAAAUUAUUGCUAUUGAAACGUGUCCACUUCCCCCGUUUCAUCAUCCAGCGUUAUCAAGAAGGCGCUUGUUUUCCUGGCGUUUUCUACUUGUAUCUCUUGUUAUUUUUACUUAACUUUGUUCUUUUAAAGAGGUGUUCAUGUACUUGCUUUGAAUUCCUACUUGACAGAAAACGAGAAGACACACGUCUAUCGCACUGGUCGAUUUUCUUCUUACUUGGGGCAAUUUUUUUAUUUUUUAAAAAAAUAAAUCAAAGGAUCUUUUUCUGGUGCUGAACUGGUAUUUAUUACGUUUUUCAAAUACGUGAACGAGCAACGCGCACCCUCAAGACAUUCACAUCUACACUUUAAUUUCUGCUUAUUUCUGUAUUUUUAAUAGGUUAUUUCCUACCGUUUGGAAUUUUAUUUCUGUAUAUACUUUUGGAAAGCUUCAUCAUUUCGAUAAGAGCUUACGGAUUUACAUUACAAGCCAGUCUUCGAUAGUUGUUAUAAAACUCUUCUUUCAUCAUGUUUCGAAGGAAUACGUUGACUCCCGGUAAGGGAGGAUCUAGUUUGGAUAUGUUUUCAGCGAACGAUUUCAUGACAUGGAUUGAUGGUAUGAAACACAAUUCAUACGAAAAUGGCUGCUCCCCAUUUUCGUUCCGUCCUAUACAAGAUUCUACUCAUAAAAAAUCUAGACGGCCCUCGCGUCUGUCCAUUGUAAAUAUAUGGAAUCAAUCUCCUACAACUGCACGUGGGAUGCUAUUCCCAUUGAAUUCUGACCAAAAAGAGGAAGAUAUGGAUGAUGUAGUAGAACUUGAUAAUGAUGUGAAUGAUUUUAAGGCCGACCAAGGCAUUAUGAUGAAUCAGAAGAAUCACGAAGUUUAUGAAGACGAAGAGGAAGAUGCGCGGCAAUUGAAUCAAGAAUAUAUUGUAUCCGAUGAUGCCGAUGAAGCUUUGGAACAGGAGAGUCUUCAGGAAGAAAACGAAGAUCAGCAAUCGGAAGAUGGAUUUUAUGAUUCUGGUAGCAAUCAGAAUGGCAAUCCAGAAGUUAUCGAGAUCGAAAGUGAAGAAGAGGAGCAAAAUCAGUUGGACCUCAGCGACAGCAAUGAGCAGUUAUCACCUCUUUUCGAGGAAAAAAAUAUUGAUCUUCAACUAUCAAAUACUCUCGAACUUUACAGAAAUGAUAAUUUAAGCUCGCAUACAUCGCAAACGAGUUUGAGUACGGGCGUUGGCUCACAUCCAAAGUUAGUUCGUCUCAGUUACGAGAAAAGUGAUGUUUCUGAUCAGCCGAAACAACUUUCGGAAAGCACAAAGAUUGAGUCUCAAAAUCCGUUGGAGACAGACUCAUCCUUUCUUCGUCCCCGUCUUGACCAUGUUAUUCGUUCACCUUCUUCUGUUAAUCCCUUAAUCAAAACUAAUAGAGGUGUGCGAGACGGUUUACUAAAAUAUAAUUUGGAAAAUACUGAGACGGAUGAAUCGUAUACGGAACUAGAUGAUACAUUUUCACGGAUGAAACAAGACACUAUGAACAAACUAAAUGAAGAUGCUUCUGAAUUGAUCGAGGAACUUACUGAUUCCGAUGUGUUUCAGAAAAUAGUAAAAAAUGAUAAUGAGCCAAGUAUUCUUGAUACCAGCGGCAUUGCUGAGGAGAUCCAACAAAUUGACGAUUCCUCCCAGUUUGUGUCCUUUUUGGAAGAUACGCACUUGGUGCCUUCUAAUAACUUACAGCCAACAAAGCGGAAGUUGUCAGAAUUAAUGGAAAACAUCUCUUCUGCUGACUGUAGCAUGGCAGAUGCUUCUGCUAUAUUGGAAAAUGCUGACUUCUUAAGUUCCAAUCCGACUAUGUCCACAAUUCCUAAUAAAAAGCGGCACUUUGAGUAGAGAAUAUUCAGUAUAUAUUUAAUUGCAUUAUUAUUCAGCCAUUAUAAAAAAUAAAUAUCAUUAAAAAUACGAUACGUAUGUCAAGACCAAGCAUAAUGUCGCAGGCAUCUUUCGUAUCUAUUCGGUUCCAAAACCAGCUGUUUCUUCAAUAGCAAUUGUGAGCUUACGUUCCAACUCCUCUUUGGAUUCGUAGGGAGGUAUAUCUAAUCGGUUGAAACUGCAUAAUUAAGUAAGUACGAAUUUUUCUAUGAUACAAAGUAUCAUCAACACUUACCAUGUAUGGGCUUUCGGGAGCUGAGAAACGGAGCCCACGUUUUCAAGCGUAAACUUUCUUGGACCAUCGCUACCAUGUAAAUCUUUAAAACCGCCCAAGGGCAAACGAGAGGUACCGGUAGAAAACUGAAGAAGUUUUUCCUGUAUUGUCAGAAAUUAGAAAAACAUAUUUACAUACCUUUUUAUUGGUUGGCCAUUGGCUUACAAUCUCCCAGAACCAUAUGGCUAUUCUAUCGGUUUCUGUGUACGCUCUGUAAUCUGUAUAGCGUUUCCAAUCUUCAACGUCAAUAUCACGUUUACCGUUUAAUACUAGAUCAAGCUCACGUUCAUUAAAAAGGAAUAAUAUACUAUCGGGGAUUAACUCAUUUAAACCACCUUUUAGGGCAUCAAAUUGCAACUGCGUGGAACGAACAAGUUUAUACUGUGUAAGAAGUUGAAUAUAUUCUUCUUUAUUUUCAUCAUUAACAGGUAAAUUUCGACCAUUUGUUUUGAGAUCAACUGUGACAGAAUCGCCGAGUCUAUUUUCUUCACAACUAAAAUUUAGACAUAAUGAAUCGUCCACUUUGUUUUCACGAAUCCAUUUCAAGCUUUCAUAGUAAACU
Schizosaccharomyces octosporus yFS286 is the source of this 3069-nucleotide messenger RNA. RefSeq lists its product as uncharacterized. The record is from RefSeq and is a predicted model, not a curated record. The transcript has a single exon. The coding region runs from base 839 to 2194 and encodes 451 amino acids. NCBI's taxonomy places the organism in Eukaryota, Fungi, Ascomycota, Schizosaccharomycetes, Schizosaccharomycetales, Schizosaccharomycetaceae.